AUGGAACGAAGCUAUCCCUUUGGUAAAGUGGAUCAGGAGGCUGUGAUCGAACUCAUUCAAAAACACAUUGUAUAUAGUUUUGGCAUUCCGAAAACCUUUACCAUAAAUCAAGGUUCGGUUUUUGUGGGAAAAAAGAUGCAAGAAUUUGUCGUCGAAAUAGGCUUCAAGUUGGUAACUUCUACACCUUAUUACGCACAAGAAAAUGGUCAAGUCGAAGCAGCCAACAAAAUGAUAAUUAGUUUAAUCAAAAAACAUGUUGCAAAAAAGCCUAAAAAUUGGCACAAGACACUAGACCAAAUUUUACGGGCUUGUCGAACAUCCCCAAAAGAGGCGACGAAUUCGACGCCUUUUCGUUUGACAUUUGGGCAUGAUGUUGUAUUACAAGUAGAGAUUUGUUUAACAAUCAGUCAGGGCGCAACACUAGAACGAUAUUCAGUAGGAACAAUAUCGGGAUUUGAUGUUCAAAGAAUUAACUGA
Molecule: messenger RNA, 477 nt
Organism: Lathyrus oleraceus (garden pea)
Lineage: Eukaryota; Viridiplantae; Streptophyta; Magnoliopsida; Fabales; Fabaceae
Exons: 1
Coding region: 1-477 (158 amino acids)
Biological process (GO): DNA integration
Molecular function (GO): nucleic acid binding
Source: RefSeq, a predicted model, not a curated record